GGGGACGGAAUACGGAUUUUUGCUCUAAUGAAGGCGGGAGUGCAGGCGCAUCGUUGGAGCCGGGUGCUGUUCUUAUAUAUGGGGCUACUGGCCGCCUCAGUAAAGGCUCAGAACUGCAGUUACACACUACACAGUCCCAAUGGGACGAUAGAGAGCCCCGGCUAUCCUUAUGGUUAUCCUAACUAUGCCAACUGUACAUGGGUGAUUGUUGCGGCGGAGCACAACCGGAUACAGCUGGUGUUUCAAGGCUUCGCCCUAGAGGAGGACUUUGACAUCUUGUCUGUAUAUGACGGGCCACCCAGCCCUGGGAACCUUCGGACACGGUUAACGGGGUUCCAGCUGCCUUCACCCAUUGUGAGUACAGGAUCCAGGAUCACUUUGUGGCUGCUGUCUGACUACGCGGUCAGUGGGCAGGGAUUUAAAGCUGUCUAUGAAGCUUUGCCCAGCUACACGUGUGGUAAUCCUGGACAGCUAUUCAAUGGCCUCCAGCAGGGGUCCACAUUCAACAUCGGAGACAAAAUCCGCUACAGCUGCAGCCCGGGCUACGUGCUUGAGGGUCACACUACCUUGUCCUGCCUCGCCACUUCAGCGGGUACAGCUGCAUGGGAUUUCCCCCUGCCCUACUGCAGAGCGGAUGAUGGGUGUGGCGGGACACUGCGAGGCCAGAGUGGGGUGAUCACCACUCCCAAUUACCCCGCCGAGUACAACAACAACGCCGACUGCACCUGGACUGUGCUGGCCGAGCCGGGUGACACCAUCGCCCUGGUUUUCUCCGACUUUCAGCUGGAAGACGACUAUGACCUGUUGGAGGUCAGCGGUACAGACGGAUCUUCACAGUGGUUCACUGGCCCCAACCUUCCCUCACCCAUCAUUAGCAGCAAGAACUGGCUUCGGCUGCAUUUUACCUCUGACGGCAACCACAAGUUGAGAGGUUUCAGUGCCCAGUACCAAGUGAAGAAAAUGACUGAACUCAAGUCUCGAGGUGUAAAGAUGUUACCAAGCAAAGACAAUCACCACAAGAUAUCAGUGUUGUCUCAGAUGGGUGUAGCGCAGGGACACAACAUGUGUCCAGACCCAGGCAUUCCAGAUCGGGGAAAAAGAAAAGGCUCUGACUUCAGGCGUGGAGCCACAGUCCACUUCUCCUGUGACGAGGGUUAUGAACUGCAGGGCUCAAAGAGCAUCAGCUGUCUCAGAGUGACGGACAGCUAUGUAGGCUGGAGCGAUGAUCGGCCCAUCUGCAGAGCACCGAUGUGUGGAGGUCAAUUGAGAGGACCCAGCGGUACGAUCACAUCUCCAAACUACCCGGUCCAGUAUGACAACAAUGCUAACUGUACUUGGGUCAUCACAGCCACAGACACAUCAAAGGUGAUCAAGCUGACAUUUGAGGAUUUUGACCUAGAGCGAGGCUACGACACCCUGACAGUGGGAGAUGGCGAGGUGGUGGGAGACCAGAAGACCAUCUUCCACGUCCUGUCUGGUACCACUACUCCAGACCUCGUGGUUAGCACUAGUCACCAGAUGUGGCUGAAUUUCAAAACGGACGACACCAGCGGUUCCCUUGGCUUCAAGGUGUCCUAUGAAGAAAUUGACCAGGGCAGUUGUGGAGACCCUGGUAUCCCAGCUUAUGGCAAACGUGAAGGGACUGGUUUCCGUCACGGGGACAGACUGUACUUUGAGUGCCUGCCUGCCUUCGAGCUGGUGGGGAAGAAGAACAUCACCUGUCAGAAGAACAACCAGUGGUCGGCCAAGAAACCCAGCUGUGUUUUUUCCUGUUUCUUCAACUUCACCACUCCAUCUGGGGUGCUGCUAUCUCCCAACUACCCUCAGGAGUACGGAAACAAUAUGCACUGUGUGUGGCUUAUCAUCACCAACCCUGAGAGCCGGAUCAAUCUGGCUUUCAACGACCUGAGCAUGGAGAAACAGUUUGACUUCCUCUCGAUCAAAGAUGGGGGAAAGGCUGAGUCUCCUAUACUGGGUACCUUCUCCGGUGACAUCCUGCCUCCUCCCAUCACUACUAGUGCCCAUGUGGCACGGCUGGAGUUCCUGACUGACCACACCUACACAAACAGAGGCUUUAACAUCACAUUUACAACGUUUCGACACAAUGAAUGCCCAGACCCAGGAGUGCCGGUUAAUGGGAAGCGCUUUGGUGAGAGCCUUCAGUUGGGCAGUUCCAUCUCAUUCCUGUGUGAGGAGGGCUUCGUCAAGACCCAUGGCUCGCAGACCAUAUCCUGUAUUCUUAAGGAUGGCAAUGUGGUGUGGGACAAUGCUGUUCCUCGCUGUGAAGCUCCGUGUGGAGGCGAUCUGAAGUCUCCCAGUGGGAUCAUCCUCUCCCCUGGCUGGCCAGAACUCUAUAAGGAGGCCCUAAACUGUGAAUGGAUCAUUGAGGCUCCUCCAGGCUACCCCAUCAAGAUCAUUUUCGACAAGUUCCGCACUGAGGUCAACUAUGACAUCCUUGAGGUCCGUGAUGGACGUUUCCCCUCUUCACCUCUGAUCGGAAGUUACCAGGGCACCCAGGUUCCCCAGUUCCUCAUAAGCACCUCCAACUUCGUGUAUCUGCUCUUCUCCACUGACAAGAGCCACUCUGACAUCGGCUUCCGCAUACGUUACGAAACCCUGCAGUUACAGUCAGAUCACUGCGUGGACCCUGGAAUACCUGUCAACGGACAGCGACAUGGAAAUGACUUCUACGUGGGCGCUUUGGUGACAUUUAGCUGUGACGCAGGGUACACGCUUAGUGACACAGAGCCUUUAGAAUGUGAACCCAAUUUUCAGUGGAGCCGCCCUCUGCCUAGCUGUGAUGCGUUGUGCGGAGGUUAUAUCCAGGGCAACGUGGGCACCAUCCUGUCACCGGGCUUUCCAGACUUUUACCCGCACAACCUUAACUGCACGUGGAUAAUCGAGACCUCCCAUGGCAAAGGUGUCCAAUUCACCUUUCACACCUUCCACCUUGAGAGUCCUCAUGACCAUUUGCUGGUGACAGAGAAUGGCAGCUUCUCUCAGCCCCUGUGGAAACUGACAGGCUCCACCUUGCCCACGCCUCUCAGCGCAGGCCUGUUUGGAAACUACACGGCUCAGAUCCGCUUUCUGUCUGACUUCUCUGUUUCCUACGAGGGAUUCAACAUCACCUUCUCUGAAUAUGAUUUGGAGCCAUGUGAGGAUCCUGGAAUCCCACCGUACAGUACCAGAAAGGGCCUGCAGUACGGGGUUGGGGACGCCCUUAUCUUCUCUUGUUUCCCAGGUUACCGACUCGAGGGUCCGGCGAGGGUGGUGUGCUUAGGGGGCAGGAGGCGGGUGUGGAGCUCCCCUCUGCCAAGGUGUGUUGCUGAAUGCGGCUCAUCCGUGACUGGCAUGCAAGGGGUGCUUCUCUCACCCAACUACCCCGGUUACUACGGCAACAACCACGAGUGCAUCUACUCCAUCCAGACGCAGCCUGGCAAAGGCAUCCAGCUACGAGCACGAGACUUCAGAUUGGAGGAAGAUGACGUACUUAAAGUCUUUGAUGGCAGCAGUAAUAACGCUCGUAUGCUGGGGCUGUUUACAAGCAGUGAGCUGCUAGACACAACUCUGAAUUCCACGUCUAGCUCCAUGUGGCUUGAGUUCGUCAGCAAUGCCGAUAAUACCAGUAAAGGCUUUGAAUUGCACUUCACCAGUUUCGAACUGGUGAAAUGUGAGGAUCCAGGUGUUCCCCAGUUUGGCUACAAGCGGGAGGACAAGGGCCAUUUUGCAGGGAGCACCGUAUCAUAUAGCUGUGAUCCAGGCUACACCCUUAAAGGCCCUGAGGUGCUCACCUGCCUGAGGGGAGAAAGGAGAGCAUGGGACAGCCCCCUCCCACUCUGUGUUGCGGAGUGUGGCGGUACCAUCAAGGAUGAGCCUACUGGUCGUAUCCUGUCUCCGGGCUACCCAGCUCCAUAUGAACACAACCUGCACUGUAUGUGGACCGUUGAGGCCGCCCCUGGAAGCACUAUCAGUCUGCAUUUCCUUGUUUUCCACACGGAGGAAGUCCACGAUGUGCUUCGGAUCUGGGAUGGGCCCCAGGAUGGAGGGGUCCUGCUGAGGGAGUUGAGUGGCUCAGUGCUGCCCCCGGAUGCCCACAGCACCUUCAACACAAUCAGCCUGCAGUUCACCACAGACUUCUUCACUAGCAAGCAGGGCUUCGCUCUGCAGUUCUCAGUCUCUACUGCGACCUCCUGCAAUGACCCAGGCAUGCCCACUAAUGGUACCCGUGGCGGUGACAGCAGGGAACCAGGGGAUCAUGUGGUGUUCCAGUGUGAUCCCGGUUACAUCCUGCAGGGGGCCAAUAGGAUCACCUGCACUGAGAUCAAUGGUCGCUUCUUCUGGCAGCCAGACCCUCCUACAUGCACAGCUCCAUGUGGAGGGAACCUGACUGGUCCAAGUGGGCUGAUUCUGUCUCCAGAUUAUCCUGAACCUUACCCUCAUGGGAGGGAGUGUGACUGGACGGUUACUGUCACACAGGACUAUGUCAUCGCUCUUAGCUUCAACCAAUUCAGCCUGGAGCCCAGUUAUGAUUUCUUACACAUCUACGAUGGGCCAGACUCUCUCAGCCCGUUGCUGGGAAGUUUCUAUGGUACAGACGUUCCAGAUCGCAUCGAGAGCAGCUCCAACACACUCUUUCUGGCUUUCCGCAGUGAUGCUUCCCUCAGCAGCAAUGGAUUUGUGCUGCAGUACACAGAGAACCCCAGGGAGUCUUGCUUCGAACCGGGUGUGGUGCGCAACGGGACACGGGUGGGCGCCGACCUCAAGCUGGGCUCCACGGUCACCUACCACUGCGACAGCGGCUACACGCUAGAGGGAGACCCAACCCUCACUUGCAUCAUGGGGGGAGAUGGAAAGCCAAGUUGGAACAAACCCAAACCCAUCUGCAUUGCUCCAUGUGGUGGACAGUACUCAGGUUUGGAGGGAGUGGUCUUGUCUCCUGGUUACCCUGGCAACUACAGCACCGCAAGAAGCUGUUUGUACUCUGUUGUCGUGCCCAAGGAUUACGUGGUCUUCAGCCAAUUCGCCUUCUUCCAGACAGCUCUGAAUGAUAUUGUGGAGGUUUAUGAUGGGGCAACGCAGCACUCCCGUGUUCUUAGCUCUUUGUCUGGAGCGCACACAGGCGAGUCGUUGCCAUUAGCAACCUCCAACCAAAUCCUGAUCCGCUUCACCUCCAAAGGCCAGUCGAGUUCUAGAGGAUUUCACCUGGUCUACCAGGCUGUACCAAGAACCAGCGCCACCCAGUGCAGCUCAGUCCCCGAGCCCCGAAACGGCCGCCGUAUGGGCAACAACUUUGCUGUUGGCGCAGUGAUUCGCUUUGAGUGCAGCCCAGGUUAUAUGCUGGAGGGAUCGAGUGCCAUUGAAUGUUUGACAGUUCCCAAUGCCCUGGCACAGUGGAACAGCUCCAUACCCAGCUGUAUAGUUCCAUGUGGAGGUAAUCUGACCCAUCGAACUGGGACCAUUUUAUCUCCUGGGUUUCCUGAACCUUACCUCAACAGUCUCAACUGUGUCUGGAAGAUCACCGUUCCUGAAGGAUCAGGAAUCCAGAUUCAGGUAAUCAGCUUUGUCACAGAGCAGAACUGGGACUCGCUGGAGGUGUUCGACGGAGGAGACAACACUGACACCAUGCUUGGCAGCUUCUCAGGCACCACGGUUCCAGCUCUCCUCAACAGCACCUCCAACCAACUCUACCUCCACUUUUUCUCUGAUAUUAGUGUGUCUGCUGCUGGAUUCAGGUUGGAAUACAAAACGGUGUCGCUAACCAGCUGUCCAGAACCUGUUGUUCCCAUGAAUGGCAUCAAAGUCGGGGAGCGUCUUCAGAUGAAUAAUGUGGUGUCUUUCCAAUGUGAACCUGGAUAUACUCUGCAGGGAAACUCGCAUAUCACAUGUAUGCCUGGGACCGUCAGACGAUGGAACUACCCACCUCCUCUCUGCAUAGCUCAAUGCGGUGGAAUCCGGGAGGAGAUGGAGGGCAUGAUUCUCAGUCCCGGUUUCCCCGGCAACUACCCUAGCAACGGUGACUGUACCUGGAGAAUCUACCUGCCAGUCGGUUACGGAGCCCACGUCCAGUUCCUCAACUUCUCCACUGAGGCCAACCAUGAUUUCCUAGAAAUACGCAAUGGACCCCUAGAUACGAGUGCCGUGAUUGGCCGAUUUAGUGGCCAGGAUAUACCGUCCUCCCUUCUCACCACCUCCCAUGAGACUACAGUAUAUUUCCAUAGUGAUCAUUCGCAGAACAAACCGGGGUUCAGGUUUGAGUACCAGGCUUAUGAACUACAGGAGUGCCCUGAUCCAGAACCUUUCCACUAUGGAGUGGUGGUGGGUGCCGGUUUCAAUGUGGGCCAGUCUAUAUCCUUUGAGUGCCUGCCUGGGUAUCAGCUAGUGGGAUAUUCCAUCCUCACCUGUGAGCAUGGCACCACACGCAACUGGGAUCAACCUUUCCCUCGCUGUGAAGUGCCAUGUGGUGGAAACAUCACAUCAGACAAUGGGACCGUCUUCUCCCCGGGUUAUCCAGAAGAGUACCCCAGCUCAGCUGACUGCUCCUGGCUGAUCACUGUGGCUCCUGGCUUCGGCAUCAAACUGAACUUCACCCUGCUUCAGGUUCAUGGGCCACACGACUUCAUCACUGUCUGGGAUGGUCCACAGGAAACUGCAAGGAAACUGGGAGUGUUCACUGAUGGUGAGCCCAAUGAGCCGCCCAGUAGCACAUCCAAUCAGGUGCUGAUACGUUUCCGUAGCAACACAGAGAAGGGUGGAUUGUUCCGUAUCGGUUAUCAAGCUUACAGGCUGCAGUACUGCUUGCCUCCCCCUAUCAUCCCUAAUGCGGAGAUCCUGAUGGCCAGCAAAGAGUUUAAAAUUGGUGAUAUAGUGCGCUACAGAUGUUUUCCAGGCUACCAGUUAAGUGGAAACAGUAUCCAGACCUGCCAGUUAGGGACACACUUGGAGUUUGAGGGGCCUCCACCCUCAUGUGAUGUGACUUGUCCCAUGAAUGAAGUGCUGACAGCAUCCACAGGUGUCAUCAUGAGCCAGUCACCAGGAACCGGAUUCCCUCAUUUUGAGUCCUGCUCCUGGGUGGUCAAAGUAGACCCCGGCUACAAUAUCACCUUUACUAUAGAACACUUCCAGACCAUCCGUCAGUUUGAUGAACUUGAGAUCUUUGAUGGCCCAUCCAGACAGAGCCCUCUGCUGAUCACCCUCAGUGGUAAUUACUCCAACCCGCUGAGCAUCACCAGCUCCAGUAACAAAGUUUACCUGCACUGGUCCUUCGAUCACACUACCAGCCACAAAGGCUUCCGCAUACGCUACUCAGCGGCCUACUGCAGCCCACCAAACAACCCGGUAAAUGGCACAGUGCACAGUCUGACAGGCACUAAGCUGGGCAGCACCCUGCGUUUCAGCUGUGACCAGGGCUUCCGGCUUAUUGGCCAGAGCAGUGCCACAUGCACCCGGACUGCACAGGGGAUCCACCAAUGGAAUGCACCAGUACCACUUUGCCAAGUCAUGUCCUGUGGAAUGCCAGUGCCUCCUGUCAAUGGAAGUAUUGUGGGCCAAGAAUUCUCUUUAGGAGCCAGGGCUACUUACCAGUGUAACCCUGGCUUUCGGCUUGCCGGACCUGUCACCACUUCAGUGAUCUGUCAGGAAUCUGGGAGGUGGAGCCCCAUUGAGGCUCCUCCAAGAUGCAUUCCGGUGACCUGCCCUGACAUCGGACACUCUGCUGUGGAACAUGGGAGAUGGAGGCUAAUCUAUGGAACUCAAAACCAAUAUGAUGCGAUUAUGAUGCUCACAUGUGACCCAGGAUAUUACUACAGGGGUCAAAGAGUCAUUCGCUGCCAAGCCAAUAGCACCUGGAACUAUCCAGAUCCACGGCCAGUCUGCGAGAUCAUCACCUGCGGGGACCUUGGGACUCCACCAAAUGGCAACAAGAUUGGAACACUCACUGUGUAUGGAGCCACAGCCAUUUUCUCCUGCAACACAGGAUAUACAUUGGUGGGCUCUCGGGUGCGAGAGUGUAUGUCAAAUGGGCUUUGGAGUGGAACACAGGUCCAGUGUCUAGCUGGCCAUUGUGGUACUCCUGAGCCCAUAGUGAAUGGACAGAUCAUUGGGGAGAACUAUAACUAUCGAGGUAGUGUUGUGUACCAGUGUAACCCAGGAUUUCGGCUCAUCGGGGUAUCAGUGAGGAUCUGUGAACAGGAUCACCGUUGGUCAGGACGUACUCCUGUUUGUGUCCCCAUCACAUGUGGCCACCCUGGCAAUCCUACCUUUGGCAUGACCCAAGGAACCCAGUUCAACUUAAAUGAUGCUGUGCGCUUUGUCUGCAAUACCGGAUAUGUUCUACAGGGGGCUGUGAAAUCUACCUGCCAGGCCAACGGGCAGUGGAGUAAUGCUCUCCCAAAGUGUAAAAUUGUAAAUUGCACAGAGUCAGGCCAUGUAGAGAACAGCAUCAAGCAGGUGCUGCCCAGCGGGCCACAUCGAUACAGCUUCCAGACCACUGUGUCAUACCGCUGUAACCCUGGCUACUACCUGCUGGGCACCAGCUCCAUCUCCUGUCAGGGGGACGGUACCUGGGACCGCUCCCUGCCCAAGUGCCUGUUGGUGCUGUGUGACCGCCCCAGCAUGCCACCCUAUGCCCAGAUCUCGGGCGACCGUCGGACAGUAGGCUCAGUCAUCCGCUACAGCUGCAUCGGCCAGCGUAGCAUCAUCGGCAACACGACGCGCAUGUGCCAGCUGGAUGGCCAGUGGAGCGGCUCGCCACCACACUGCUCCGGAGAAUCUGCCGGGCUGUGUGGAGACCCAGGUGUUCCUGUGCACGGUAUCCGUCUGGGGGAAGAGUUUACAGUGAGCAGUGUUGUUCGCUUCAGCUGUGAGCCAGGCUACAUGCUGAAAGGUUCACCAGAGAGAACCUGCCUAGCCAAUGGGACCUGGCUGGGUACUCAACCUGAGUGUCAUGUGAUAUCCUGUGGAAACCCGGGAACUCCACGGAAUGCCCAGAUCCUGAUCCAUGAUGGCCUGACAUUUUCCAGAUCCAUUACUUACUCUUGCAGGGAGGGCUACUACUCUACUGGCCUGCUUACCCGACACUGUACUGUGAACGGGACCUGGACCGGCAACAUGCCCGAGUGCUCUGUAAUCAACUGUGGUGAUCCCGGAGUGCCAGCCAAUGGGGUCAGGUUGGGGAGUGAUUUUAUCUACAACCACACCGUCAGUUACCAGUGUUCUCCUGGGUUCAACAUGGAUGCUGACCGGGCCUCCACUCUCAUUUGCACCAAGGAUCGCACCUGGAAUGGCACCAAACCUCUCUGUAAAGCAAUUGUCUGUGGUCCACCACCCACUAUCCCAAACGGGCAGGUUGUCGGCACAGACUUUACCUGGGGCUCCAGCAUCAGCUACUCCUGCAACCAAGGUUACCAGCUGUCCCUUCCCACCGUGUUAACAUGCCAGGGCAACGGCAACUGGAGUGGCGAGAAACCACAGUGUUUCCCUGUGUUCUGUGGAGACCCAGGGAUGCCGGCCCAGGGGAGGAGGGAGGACAGAGGCUUCACCUACCUUUCCUCCGUCUCCUUCUCCUGCUACCCUCCCCUCGUCCUGGUGGGCUCUACCAGGAGAUACUGCCAAUAUGAUGGCACCUGGAGUGGCACACAACCCUCUUGUAUAGAUCCUACUCACACAACCUGUGGAGAUCCAGGCGCUCCUCUCUUUGGAAAUCAGAACAACAGUCAAGGCUAUCAGAUCAGCAGCACUGUGUUCUUCAGCUGUAGAAAGGGCUACUUGCUGCAAGGCUCUAUUUCUCGCACUUGUCUACCCAACCUUACUUGGAGUGGUUUUCAGCCUGAGUGCAUAGCCCACCACUGCAGCCAGCCAGAGUUGCCAGCCCAGUCUGAUGUCAGAGCUAUUGAACUGCCAUCCCUUGGCUACACGCUGAUCUAUACAUGUCAGCCCGGCUUCUACUUGGCUGGUGGAUCAGAGCACAGGACCUGCAGGUCCGAUGGGAGCUGGACUGGGAAACCACCUUACUGUGCAGCACAAGGCUGGAGGAAUGUGUGUGAGCCACCCUCCAAAUUACCAGUCCCUGGUGAUGUAUUUGCUAAGAACUCUCUCUGGAGGGGGUCCUAUGAGUACCUGGGGAAGAAGCAGCCAGCUAUGCUCAGCAUCACUGCCUUUGAACCCUUUAGCAACCGGGUCAACGGGACACUCAUCGACCACAGUGGAGUGGAACUCAAACUCGCUGGAACAUAUAAGAAGGAGGAAGCCCAGCUGCUGCUACAGGUCCACCAGAUCAGAGGCCCUGUGGAGAUCUUUGUCAACAAGUUCAAAAUAGACAACUGGGCUCUAGACGGACAUGUGUCCUACAUCUCUUCAUCCAACUCCUUUGUGUACCAGGGAUUUGUUAGAGGAAAAGGCUUUGGACAAUUUGGUCUCCAGAGACUGGAGAGUUUAGAUACCAGGGGAGACAACCCAGGCUACAACUUUGCCUCCAAUAGCAGUUCAGUGGCGGCAGCCAUCCUAGUGCCUUUUAUAGCCAUGAUCAUUGCAGGCUUUGCUCUGUACCUCUACAAACAUAGAAGAAGACCCAAAGUCCCCUUCAAUGGUUACGUGGGCCAUGAGAACACUAAUGGACGAGCUACGUUCGAGAACCCAAUGUAUGACCGCAACAUUCAACCCACUGACAUCAUGGCCAAUGAGACAGAGUUCACAGUCAGCACAGUGUGCACAGCUGUAUAG
Messenger RNA from Scomber scombrus (Atlantic mackerel), 10716 nucleotides. It is a transcript of the gene csmd2, whose product is annotated as CUB and Sushi multiple domains 2. The record is from RefSeq and is a predicted model, not a curated record. The transcript is spliced from 72 exons. NCBI's taxonomy places the organism in Eukaryota, Metazoa, Chordata, Actinopteri, Scombriformes, Scombridae. The coding region runs from base 28 to 10716 and encodes 3562 amino acids.